Messenger RNA from Serpula lacrymans var. lacrymans S7.9, 978 nucleotides. RefSeq lists its product as uncharacterized. The transcript is spliced from 4 exons. The record is from RefSeq and is a predicted model, not a curated record. Bases 95 to 550 code for a protein of 151 amino acids. Gene Ontology annotation, molecular function: DNA binding; protein heterodimerization activity; structural constituent of chromatin. Gene Ontology annotation, cellular component: nucleosome. Lineage: Eukaryota; Fungi; Basidiomycota; Agaricomycetes; Boletales; Serpulaceae. Gene Ontology annotation, biological process: nucleosome assembly.
GCCCCGGAUUUCAAUUACCCGUCCUCGCUGAUAGCUUCAAACCCAUUUUCCAUCCAUACAACUCAGUACCCUCAAUCACAUCAAUUCUUUAGCAAUGGCACCCAAACCCGCUUCAACUGCCUCGAAAGCCCCAGCUUCCACCACCGCCUCCAAGGCCCCAGCCUCUAAGGCUCCUGCAAAGACGACUGAGGGUUCCAAGGCGAAGAAAACUUCGAGUGGAGCUACAGGCGCAGACGGCGAGAAGAAGAAGAGAAGAAAAGUCCGCAAGGAGACUUACAGCUCGUACAUAUACAAAGUUCUCAAACAGGUACACCCUGAUACUGGUAUUUCCAACAAGGCGAUGGCCAUUCUUAACUCAUUCGUGAACGAUAUCUUCGAGCGAAUUGCCACUGAAGCCUCCAAACUUGCUUCCUACUCCAAAAAAUCGACGAUCUCGUCACGCGAAAUCCAAACGAGCGUGCGGUUGAUAUUGCCUGGUGAACUCGCCAAACAUGCGAUCUCGGAGGGAACGAAGAGUGUGACGAAGUUCUCGAGCGCUGCAGCGAAGUAGACACUUCAGUUUCUUAUCUUAUCUGGACGUUGCUGGGUGAGGACGAGGGGUGUGGUAUUUGUCUGUAGAUGUAUAAUAUGUGUACGAGUUAUUUUAUUUAUCAUCUAUUUUCUAUCGUCUUGCUGCGGAUCUAUGAAUUUGGUGUGGCAAGUUGCACUGCAAUCCGUAGUUCUUUCGACGGAAUGCCCUAAAUUGCUGUGGAGCUGAACAAGUUUGGUUCGAGCGUGUAACCUUGUAUGGCUGGAUGACGAGAUGAGGAUCUUCCCCCAGUUCAUCAGAAUCUGCAGAACCAGUAGCAUGCGUGGGCUGAACCCCCAAAAUCUUGGCGGUACGCCAGUCUGCGAUGGAUUUACCCCGCCAAGAAGAGUGAGCUCGUCGUGUGCGACGAUGAGGGGAGAGAUAUCGCGGCGCUACAAACUUCCACGGUC